CUUUAGCCUUUACCAACUAAAAUGUUUCAACAGAGUAACACUUUUAAAAUAAUCGUGGUUACACUAUUGACCUAAAUAAUCGGGAUUAGGAUUUUUGCAUUAGUGAGCAGCCCUAUGAUUUGGUACAUUUUGUCAUUUUUAAAACAAUAACUCUGUCCCAACUUUGGGAAAAUAUGAUUUGAGGCCAAGCACCAGUAUUAAAAAGAACUCCCAAUGCAAAUUUUUGUGCCAUUGUGCAUUUUUUAUUUAAAAAAGGGUUUUGUCCAGUUUCCAAAAUUCAGAAUCCAAAACAAUCAGACAACGAGUUAUUAAAGUGAAGGUUGCGAGGCUGAGUAGUGAUUAGAAGUGGCCACAGACUCGAGUGUCACAGCUCUUGUCAAAUGCUCUGUGAAAUAUGUGGUGACUGCUUCUGAAUUAUCUGCAUUAUCUUCCAUCUAUGAAGCACAAAUGCAGCUCUAAUCUCAUUAUCUGUUGCGGUUAUUGAAUUAAGUUGUUUUAAGCUUCAUCAGUGAAACAGUUUCCUCUGCAAUUUGCAAAAGCCUAAUGUUACCAUCGGUUUGCUGCAUUUUAGAUUUUGUUUCUAAAUACAGAUUCCUUUAGUGCAUGGUUUUUACAAAACAGGUUAACACACCUGUAGAGAGUAGUAGUGUGCACAGCUGCAGCAGUCUAAACAGACAAACAAAACAGUGGCACUCACAGAUAAAUAAUCUUCUUGUUUAUUGUGGGGCAGGAAUGAACGUGUUUCAGCUCUAAGCCAUCAUGAGCGACACACUACCUGUGCCUGUGCCUUCAGCAAAACCUCUAGUUGUGUGGCCUGAUGUGAUCCUAUUAUAAUCGGGAGUGGAUUUAUGUUAGGUAUGAGGAGCUUAUGAACCUCCUGGCAGUCAGUGUGGAGCUGAGCUGUGUUUUCAUGCUUCAGGGGAAGUUGAAAACGCUCUCAGGCUUGGAUGGUGCUGAAUUAUUCAUGGCGAUAGAGGGAGAGGAGCUGGAAAAGUGUUCAUCUUCACUUUUCUGCCCCCCGGCUGCUCGGCUCAGUGAAGUGAUGGGGUGAAAUGGGGUGUUUCUCUUGGGGAGCUGAGCGGCUCCUCAGCGCUGCCUGGAGUCAGACUUCACUACUUCCACUGCUUGGUAUGUACCCAGAUGUCUGAGGAGGCUCUGAGGAUGACGUAUUGGCCUUGAACCCCACCAGUAUGUCAGAGCCAGCAGAAAAUUGCUCCCCCCGCUGGAAAGAUGAGGCCAUUCAAAAUGGGUACAUACCAAGUUACCUGGACAAGGAUGAGCUAUGUGUAGUGUGCGGGGACAAAGCCACAGGCUACCACUAUCGCUGCAUUACCUGUGAAGGUUGUAAGGGUUUCUUCAGGCGGACGAUCCAGAAGAAUCUUAACCCGACCUAUGCCUGCAAGUACGAGGCGAAAUGUGUCAUCGACAAAGUGACCAGGAAUCAGUGCCAGGAAUGUCGCUUCAAGAAGUGCAUUGUGGUGGGAAUGGCGACCGACUUGGUGUUGAACGACAGCAAGCGGUUGGCCAAGCGGAAGCUAAUCGAGGAGAACCGGGAGCGCCGUCGGAAGGAGGAGCUGCAGAAGACGGUGUGGGACCGACUAGAGCCCACCCAGGAGGAGUGGGACCUCAUCCGUAUGGUGACUGACGCCCAUAUGGCCACGAAUGCCCAGGGCAACCACUGGAAGCAGAAGCGGAAAUUCCUGGUCGAGGAAGCUAUGCUUCUUAAUGAAAUAACAUGUAAUUUAUUCUAUACUUCUGACCAGAGUGCAGCGGGGGUGAAGGAAGAUAAGCCUGAGGAAAUUGGUCAAGCGUCCAUGGCAAAUACACCUGAAGGAAACAAAGUGGAUAUAGAAGCCUUCAGUCAGUUUACAAAAAUUAUCACCCCUGCCAUAACCCGAGUGGUGGACUUUGCCAAAAAACUGCCUAUGUUUUGUGAGCUGCCUUGUGAAGACCAGAUCAUCCUGUUGAAAGGCUGUUGCAUGGAGAUCAUGUCACUGCGAGCUGCUGUUCGCUACGAUCCUGAGAGCGAGACUCUCACGCUGAACGGGGAGAUGGCGGUCACGCGGGGUCAGCUUAAGAACGGAGGCCUGGGCGUCGUCUCAGACGCCAUCUUCGACCUUGGCGUGUCGCUGUCCUCCUUUAACUUGGACGACUCUGAGGUGGCUCUUCUUCAGGCGGUCAUCCUGCUUUCAUCCGAUCGGCCAGGCCUGAGUAGUGUGGAGCGGAUCGAACGCUGCCAAGAGGAGUUCCUGCUGGCCUUUGAACAUUACAUCAACUACCGCAAACACAAAUUGGCACAUUUCUGGCCCAAGCUGCUAAUGAAGGUGACGGACCUGCGGAUGAUCGGCGCCUGCCACGCCAGCCGAUUCCUUCACAUGAAAGUGGAGUGUCCCACCGAGCUAUUCCCUCCUCUCUUCCUGGAGGUCUUCGAGGACUGACCAAUGGAUUUAAGUGUAUGCGUGCGUGUAUGUGUCCGUGUGUGUAUGUGUGUGUGUUUGUGUAUGUGUGUGUGUUUGUGUGUGUGUGUGUGUGUGUGUGUGUGUGUGUGUGUGUGUGUGUGUGUGUGUGUGUGUGUGUGUGUGUGUGUGUGUGUGUGUGUAUGUGUGUGCAUCCGUCAGCGUCUGGGCACCCUGGUGGUCUCAGGGGUGGAACCAGCAGAAUGGCCGUCACAUUGAACUUUCUAUUAGCACUACUGAGUGUCACUUCAUUCCAUACGUUAGGAUUAGCUCUCUGGUCUAGUUUUGGAUGGAACCAUUCCUUACAGUGCGGGUACAUUUUUUUGUUCUGUUGUUGUUAUUAUUGUGGAUAUAACUUCUCACCUCGGAUAUGUGUUGAUGAUUGUACAGUUGGCAUAAUGGUGAUUUUAUCAACGCUUGUUUAUUCAUUAGAAACCAUGCAAAUGUUGUAUUUUCCUUCCUUUUAUGUUGAAAAUUUCAAAAUGGCUGCUCACCCGACACAAAAACUAGGACGUUAUCAGCUAUUUGUUAGUCCGCCCCCCCCCGCCCCCCCCCGCCUGCCUGCUCGACUUUAUUGGACCCCUUUGUUGGUUGAUAUUUUAACCGUCAUGUAGUCUGUCACCUACUCGCUAUCAAACUAUGACACGUUAACAGCAACACUCACUCACUGUAAUGGACAGCAGCUCCACGGGCCGGGGUUCGUCUCUGCGUCGCCACUUAUCACAAUGUUAACACCGUCAUGCAGCGUUUCAGAGACGUCGGGAAAAUCUGAAUAUACAGAACAGCAGCUUAAGACGAAAGUCCCAGUCAGAAACGAGUCAGAGCUUUUUCUGGGACACUUUUAUUCAGUGUCAUACAGUAAACAUAGCAACGUGCACUGUUCCACCCUGGUGGACAACAUUAGCUUCUGCACUACGACAGCAUGUUCGGGCCAACAGUGUUAUCUGUGAGACUCCCUCUGUGAAGCUCCCUCAAACCUUAUCUUAACAUCCUGGAAAUUGUAUAAACCACAUGAUUAAAUAAAUAAUCCAGAAAAUAAACAGUAGAUCCAUCCAUAAUGCUAAUAGUUGGCAGCAAGUGCAUCAUAAGCCAGCACUCAGAAAGUUGGAAGUACAGCAGGGCACUAGUUUCUCUUAUUCCGUGGCUCAAAUUUUCUGUCCUAGCUGCGUUUGAGUGAAGAAAGUCUUGUGUCCGUGUCUGUUGCCUUUAUUUUUACAGCGUGGACCAUGAAGCACACACACUCUCGAUCCCGACUUCCGACAUUGAGAGGAAAGCAGCGGUAGCAUUAAAAAUGAGCCUGAUCACCGUCGCCACAAACUGGUCAGGACUAACUAAAGCACACAAUGACGCCGAUGUCAUGAGAAGACAAUCAUGUUGUAUUCGUUUUUUGUGUGUAACAAUGCCACAUGCUGUGCCAAAACCAAGUGAAUGAUGCCCUCCUUAUUGAAUCCCUGCUAGGGCUCUUAUCGCGACUCCGGCACUUGACUUAGUGCGCGUCGCUCGCAGACUCGUUCCACCGACACAUUAGCAGCUUUUAAGUGUUUUACCGCGGCUCACUAGUCACACGUACAAUUUCAACCGUUUUUUCUUUUGUUUUCUUUUGUUAUAGUACGUCUCCCUGCAUACGGGAGGCUGUAUGUUAAAACAGUGACGUCAUGGUGCUAUGGUGGGUUGGGGAAAUGGCUGAUUGGACUGUAUCGUUAUCUACGUGCAGAGACAAACAUUAUCUGUUCACAUACCAGCCAACCACCCUCUAAUGAUGGCAUGCAUAGACACUAACACUCAAACACGCACACAUACUUACAGUAUACCUUUCACACACAUGCACAUACAUGUACAGUAUAUGCACACAUGCAUGUGCCUACAUUAACACAUAGGUCAGACCCCACCACUGUGACCAAACAGUGGGACUCGGAGGCCAAGUGAACGUUGGCUGGCCCGAAACCUGAUUCAUCAUCAGCAAGGUACACUGAGGGAGCUGCUGAGAUUGUGAAAACGUAGCGCUUAUCCGUUUUUUUAUUUUAGCCGAUAUGUUCUCUUUUUUUUUGUUGUUGUUUUAAAAGCUUCUCAAUGGUCUUGUUGUUUGCAAUGUGACAAAAAAUACAUUUGCUCUGUAUAUCUCGCUUUUUCAAGCUUCACACUACUCCUCAAAGCCGCAUGUGUUUAUUUUAUUUUUUUCUCUUUUCUGUGAAGUGAUGCCUUUUUAUCAAAGCAAUAGACUUGCUGCAGUGUUUGAAUGACCCGGACCUCACACACACACCUCGCAAAACUGUACAGACUCAAUAUAAAUGCACAGACAAUCAGAGGGAGAGAGACGAAUGGGGGAACAGGCACCCAGACUCAGGCGGUCGGUCCGGUCGGGCUGGGCCAUGCUGAGCCACGGCCAUUUGGAAAAGUAACAUUGACUAUGUUUGCAUGCACCCCUCACCUCCACAGUGCUGUUGAACUCAUGUGAUAUCCUGAGCCUGCCAGUAAAAAACAUCAAUGAAAAGAUUUGGUCAGUUAUUACAAGCAGGAGCGACUUGCUCAACCAUAACAGACGGAUUUAUAGAAUUGGAUCAGUCCUAUGUUUUGUUAUUAGAUUGGUAUUCUGGCCUUUAACCACCAAACAAUCCCAGGAGCCAAACUCAGGAACGAUUUACGACCUAAAAGUAUCUUUAGUACAUAUGUGUUGUAUUUCAACUGCGUCUGAAGAGCCGUACAAAUCUGAAUUCAACAUUAGCAAAUUAGACCUAAAAUGGAUUAAAAUGAACAAUUGUUUGAUACUUUUUUAUGUAAUGAGAAAACUAAAUUCAUCCAGUUGUCUUUUGUAAUUGACGACUUCAUGACUGUUUAAAGCUCUACAUGAGUAUGUAACCACACUGCUCUCUCGCUCUUACCUCUUUUUUGAAACUUUUUAGACUUUAACACUAGUCUCAGGAAUUUGGCUGCAUAACUUUCUUUAAACAUCAACAAAAUCCCAUGCUCAGCCCCAGUAUGCUGGCACCAACUGUAGCUUGCUUGCUUGCAGUCUGGUUGACAGUUGUACACACACACACACACACGUGCUGUAGCAGUUUGUAUGAUUGUGUUUGACCUGUCACUGACAUACAGUACUGUUAGCACCACAUACUACCUCAGGAGCGGGGGCCUUUUUGGAGGAUGCACACUGUGGCCUGGGAACCUAAACUGGAACUAUAUGUUCCUGAGGUCAAAAAUGUUCCUGAGUGACUGUAAAUGUUUCUGGAUCCCCUCACAGGUAAAAGGCCACAAUGAGAGCUAAGACAAUUGCACAAAAUAAAAAAAGUGAGUAAUUUUAAAGCUGCAUUAAUUGAUUUUCUUUUUUGCCACUAGGGGCAGAAUUCGACCAAAAACUGAAGAAAAAAAAUAUUCGUGAGUCCAAUUUUUGUCUCGUUGUCAUUGUUUGAUUUCCGCCAAUUCCCGGGGGAAACUUCCGACCUUUCAGCUGCUGCAUGUUCAGCUUUCUUCACCCGUCAGCACACAGUGGAAACAUCCUGAGUUAAUGAGAGCAGUGAGCUAUAAAACACUAAAUAUAGGCCUAUGUUGAGGUGUAGAGUUUGGUACCAGUUCUCUGUGGUCCUUUUCACAAUAAACGUUAAAAAAUAUUGGUGGUGAGUUAGCUACAGCAUUUCCCAGCUUUUCAUAGGAGCUCAUUAACUGAGCACCGCCCUCGGCUGUUUAACCUUCUGCUCACCAUCGCAUAUAUUCAGCACAAUUUCUUUGAGUGAACCAUCUUUUCUUAAGCUUUUGUCUGAAUCCAGGUUUGUGGAUCCCUUUCCUUCAGUGGACUUGUACAGACAAGAAGAUUACUGUAACCAGGUUCUCUUAAACUAUUGCCUAUACUCACUUAAAUCAGCACCACUUUGUGUGUCUGCUGACCUGAUGACCUCACUCUCCGGCUCUUUAGCUGCUCCUGUUUACCCUCCAUUGUCGCUAACUUGAUGUCUGCUGUGUGUUGCUGGGUAGGAAGUGUCAGCUGAGCCUUUAGCUGAUAACGGCAGCCAGUUUAAGGGCUUUUUCAUACCUGAAAGUCCAGACCAUGGUCCGACCCAAUCUUAACAUUGUUUAGAUUUGAUCCGGUUAGUUUUGGUUUCACAUUAUUAUUGAGGGAGCGGACAAAAGACUUUAAUGUGACGGAUGUACGUCCUGUCGUCAUCACCUACAUGGGCUGCGACUGCCAAUACCUUGACGUUGGCAUGUUGUCAGUUAUAAAUGAGUAAAUAAAUGAACCAGUUCACAUCAUUGUCUUCGUUGGAGCUGUAGUAUUAUUAUGGUAUUACUACCAGCAUUAUGAACUCUAUGUGCAGUACUCCACACUAUUCCGAAUGCGCCCAAUGAAAGUCCUAGUCGGUCAAACAUUAUAUUGUUGGAGUUGAAGACUAAAAGCAAUCCUGCGAGCCUCUUACGUUUCUUUUCUUUUUGUAUUGUUUGACACGGUCUCAAUUUCCUGCAAUUGGUGCGAACCCAAACAAAUAUAUUGUUCAUUUGAUAUGGACUGAGACCCCUGUGGUCCGAUCCUAACUUUGGUCCGUUGGUCUGGACCGUGGUCUGAGGCACCUGUCACACCUGUUGGUUUAGUCUGAAGGUCUGGAUCAAACAAGGGAUGUGUGAAGCCAUAAAACCAAAACAAUGAGCUGAAAGGUGCUAAAAUGUUCUGUAGAGUUGAUGGGACACAUGAUAAUUCCCUGUGGGUUCGACACUGGGUGUGCCCCCCCCCCCUCACAUUACAGGUAGUCCUUUGAAAUAAGAAUUAAUCAAAUGCAAUUAGUGCAGCUUUAACUCAAAUCUAAACAAAAACCAAUGUAAACAGUACGAAACUUACUCGGUGUAGUCGACGUCUAUGACACAAAUGUGAUGUGUGUCUUGCACAGUGCGUACAAACUGAAUGAACAGCCCUGGGAAAACGGCUAAAAAUGACACGUACGUCACAUCAUCAUCAUUACUUGAAUUGUCAUAUUCACGGGGGCUGUUGGUGCAUGUAAACAUAGUCAACACUGACUGCUGGUUCGGAAAAUGUUUACUGUUCCUGAGGAGGUGCCAGUACGCUCUUAUCUCUCCCACGAAUUGUUACUGUUAAAGUUACUCAGUUAUAAACUUAUAACAAGAGUUGCACCAUAGAAAAAGCUAUUUUACAGUACAAAGGAAAAAGGAUGUAUAUUUUCAGACUGCAGAUUUUUUUUUACAGAUGUUGUUAGCCUAAUAUGAACAUACUGUUUUGCAUAGCGUUAAAAAAAAAAUGACGUCUUGCUCUCAAAUCCAUGUCCACGUCUACAAAAGAAUUAUGAGCAAGAUAAUAUGAAUCAUGAAAAAAAAAAUAACACUUUAAUUAGUGCAGCAUUAGUUCCACGAUUAAAAAAGAAAAAAAAAACUGUUAUUACUGUGUCUUGACUUCACUGUCAGUACAAAGCAGCACAGCUCCACACAAACACAGCUGAAGACAUCUUCUUGGUCAAAGUGUAACCAGCAUCAGAAAGAAAAAAAGUCAUCCACCGUCGACACCGAUUUCUCUCCUUGUGUGUUUCAGUGUCUUCUUAUUCAACUCAUCUGUUCAACACGUACAGGAAAACCGUCGCAGAGGGGGGAGGGAUUCAGUGUGUGUAGGCGCAGGAGGGAACCUGUGGCGUCAAACCACAAGAUGCACAAGGUUCUGUUGCUAAUUUGCUGUCUUGCACUCUGCAUUUUACUGGAAACAUGGUCCAGUACUGCACUGUCCAGAUGUGGACGUUGCUUUGACAUGAGCGCGGAGGACUUGAAGGUGAAAUGAGUUGCUCAUGGUUGACGAUGAUUGCAGCUAAUGUGAAUUGGCUCUUGAGAAUAAAGAUGGUUUUGAGAGAA
This is a messenger RNA of Hippoglossus stenolepis (Pacific halibut), 8291 nucleotides long. It is a transcript of the gene thrb, whose product is annotated as thyroid hormone receptor beta. The record is from RefSeq and is a predicted model, not a curated record. The transcript has 11 exons. Gene Ontology annotation, biological process: negative regulation of transcription by RNA polymerase II; cell differentiation; thyroid hormone receptor signaling pathway. Lineage: Eukaryota; Metazoa; Chordata; Actinopteri; Pleuronectiformes; Pleuronectidae. Gene Ontology annotation, molecular function: RNA polymerase II cis-regulatory region sequence-specific DNA binding; zinc ion binding; nuclear receptor activity. Bases 1191 to 2438 code for a protein of 415 amino acids.